Trypanosoma cruzi is the source of this 1042-nucleotide messenger RNA. RefSeq names its product protein phosphatase 2C, putative. The annotation marks the transcript as partial. NCBI's taxonomy places the organism in Eukaryota, Euglenozoa, Kinetoplastea, Trypanosomatida, Trypanosomatidae. The transcript has a single exon. The record is from RefSeq and is a predicted model, not a curated record.
AUGAUGUUCAUGUCAGUUAGAAAACCACCACUUUCUUCUUCCAAAGGCACGGCAAAAAACCCUGCCUUGCGCAAGGGUGAUGUGGGGACAGGGAAUGAGACCUCGCAAGGUUCCAUUCCGACUGUUCCCAAGACCGUCCCACUCCGCAACAACACCCGAUGUAGCAGUGGAAAUCCUUUUCUGUACGGCUCGCAACGUGGUGGUGCAUUGCCCUACCAGACCACCAAUUCGCUCUUUUUAGGGAGCGUUGCACAGGGUAAAACAGGCGAAUCAAGUCCUAGAAAUAGCAGCAAUGGCAAUGGCAAUAGCAAUAACAUCUUUGGACAUGAGGAGCCUACCAUUCCCACUAGUGGUGGGGCGCUGCAUAGUGGAAGUGGCGGUCGUUCUAUCGUAGGGCGACGCAUGCAGUCAAAAAUUGAUUUGAAGCGUAAUUCAAGCGAUAAUGUUGCGGCCGUUCUCGGUGGUUCGAGUCUAGCGAGUGUGGACCGCACCGCAAACGGCGCCACACGAAAAGCAUUUUCAGGACCACCAUCAACCCGUGUUCCGGCAAUUCAAGGUGGGGGAGCUGGAAGUGGCGGGGAUACCAUGCUGCAUCGGCCACAUCCGCCUGGUAGCGGAGGCGCGAAAUUGGGUGUACGCCCAAUACAAUUUGCCCUGAACGGCAACAGUAGCCAACGUUUGUCGCCGGUCCCACCUGUUCCCCCCGCUCUGUUUGACCAACACAAAAAUGUAUUGGAGCCCACCCCGUUUUCCUCGCGCCAGGGGAAAAAGGGGUCACAUGGAAGCGUGGAUCCAUUUGCCACAACACAUAUUCUCAACGGUGUAGGCACAAGGCUUCCCCCUCAAUUGGAUGAAGGAGGUACACGGUGGGGUAAGGAUGUAUCGACACCGUUUGCACUCGCGUCUGUGAAACUGCAGCAAUUGUCUCUGCCAGAGAGAUCCACAUCUCCAAGGUUGGCGUCAGAACCACCUGCUGCUUCGGCCCGCUGCAGUGGCGCCGUGACGAAUAGUACUAAAUUAUCGGGUAGUGCUCCCGAAGAUA